CCUCUCUACCUGUGUGUCAAUAACUUUGCGGGUAAUAUGUACACGUACGUAAAACAGCUUGCCAGAUUUAAGUUAGCAAAUUCUCUUGCAAAUUUCAAGUUUCUGUAAAACCCAUAAUGUCGACAAAACGUUCUGCACCGACAAAGCACUUGCAGUCGGGCCCAAAAGGCAGAGGAAGAUGGUCACUGUCGCAGAACCUUUUAUAAGAAUCUUUUUGCCCAGAAGAAAAAAGAGCAACAACAGCUACCAAUGACUAUGUUCUUCCCCGAACAAACACACCUGCACCGCGGGCUUUAGGAGACAACAACGCGACAGAGCGGAGCCAGAAGAGCCGCGAAAUGCAGUGAACCCGGUCGGCCCGAGGGCAUGGCGGUGCAGAUAGAAGUCAUGGAGGAGGAGGAGGAAGACGAAGACGUUUCAGCAAAGUAACCUGCUGUUCGUCUGAGUUCAGGUGUUUCUGAACCAGACAGGAAGCUCCACCUGAUCAUCCAGCCAAUCAGAGAUUGGUUUCCAUGGUGACCUGACCUAUGACCUCCCCGGCUGGGUGUUGGUUCUAUGCCAGCUGGGAGCUGAACCAGGAUCAGCCGCUAAAUUUACCUCAGAUUACCAGCAGAGCCGUUGCUGAGAGGACCGUCAGACCGCAGACAACAACAUGUCCCUUAGCAACACCGCCGGACCUGGACCCGGAACCGGACCCGCCUGGAAGAAUCACAGCUUCAGCACAGGGGGGGGCAGGGACCCCCCUCUAUCUGACCAGGGAGAGACUAUCAUCGGGGUCUACCUCCUGCUGCUGGGUUGGAUGUCCUGGUUUGGGAACAGCAUCGUCCUCUUUGUCCUCCUCAGACAGAGAGCGUCUCUGCAGCCCACUGACUACCUGACCUUUAACCUCGCCGUCUCCGAUGCCAGCAUCUCCGUGUUUGGCUACUCCAGAGGCAUCAUUGAGAUCUUCAACGUCUUCCAGGACAGCAGCCACCUUGUCUCCUCCGUCUGGACCUGUCAGGUGGACGGGUUCUUCACGCUGGUGUUUGGUCUCAGCAGCAUCUACACCCUGACGGUGAUCAGCUUCACCCGUUACAUUAAAGGGUGCCACUCCACCAGAGCUCAUCGAAUCACCAGGAGCUCUGUCUUCGUCUCUCUGCUCUGCAUCUGGGUCACAGCUGUGUUCUGGUCUGCAGCGCCGCUCUUAGGCUGGGGCAGCUACACAGAUCGGGGGUACGGUACUUGUGAGAUCGACUGGUCCAAAGCCAGCUACUCUGCCGUCUACCGGUCUUACAUCAUCUCCAUCUUCGUCUUCUGCUUCUUCGUGCCGGUCCUCAUCAUGCUCUUCUGCUACGUGUCCAUCAUCAACACGGUGAAGAGGGGCAACGCCCUUUCUGCCAACGGAGACCUGACCGACCGGCAGAGGAAGAUCGAGAGAGAUGUCACCAUCGUCUCCAUAGUGAUCUGCACGGCCUUCAUCCUGGCCUGGUCUCCCUAUGCAGUGGUCUCCAUGUGGUCCGCCUGCGGUUUCCAUGUACCCAACCUGACCAGCAUCUUCACUCGCCUCUUCGCGAAGUCCGCCAGCUUCUACAACCCCCUGAUCUACUUCGGCCUCAGCUCCAAGUUCCGUAAAGACGUGGCCAUCUUGCUUCCCUGCACCCAGAACGCCAAAGAUGCAGUCAAGCUGAAGCGCUUCAGACCAAAGGCAGAAGGUCACGGCCGCCGUGCUGCAGGAGGAGCCAGACUCAAAGGUCCCCUGAACCGCUCUGAAAAGAAGUACUCCCCGAUGAACCAGAGCCCUCAGGCUGCCACCCCGGGCAGUGGCAAGGAGACGCCGCCGCCUGGCACCGCACCAGCUGAUGCCAAGGAAGUGUUUUUCAUCAACAUGGCCGCUGCGCACCAGGCCAGCUCUGAGUUUGAGUGUGUCAGACUCUGACCAAGCCACCUGAACUCUGAUGCUGCAACUCUGUCUGACCUUAAUCGACCAUGAUCCAGGAACAUUUCCAUCCUCUGGGCCUUCAAAACAGAAGAACCAGGUUGCUUUGACCUUUAACCCCAUCUAGAGACACUCUUGUAAAAGUACCAAAUAAAUUGAAGAGGUCAGGUAAAGAUUUAUCUCUAGAGUCUCAGAUUCAGGUUCUCUGACCUUUAGACUGAGUUUUAUUGAGAAGCUUUUGAUCAUCAAAUGAUGAUUCGAUUCCCUGCUGAGGGAAGUGACCAGCUGCACUUAAAGGGCCGGUAUCGUGUAAAAUUGUACCUUUCCAGCAUGUUAGAAUCAAACCUGGAGUGUUCCCUUGAUUCGUUCAUGUUUGAGAAAUCCCUUCCUUCAGCUGUGCUAAACACCAAGGUGGACCUAGCUCCGCCUUCAAGGCGCAGCUCCUCUCCAGAGCUGCGGCUCCUUCAGACUAGCCAGCAGCAAUUAGUAAAUAUCUGCUGAGUUUAUUGCAGGAGCUGCUGCUUAGAGCAACGCUGGUAAAAACUGUUAAACGUUGAGGAGAGAAAGAGCAGGAAUUGUUAAACAGACAGAGGCCCAAUUUCAAGGUGCUAAAUUAUAAAAUCAAAUUUCUUUCAAGUCAUUUGGGAUCAAUGCAACAUUUUUAUACCAACUGAAGGGAACAACAACUGGAUUAGGCAACAAAUGGCACCAUGUGGCUGGAAAACACAGAAUACUGGCCCUUUAAAUGUCUUUUCUGUCUGGUUAGAUCAGUUUCCUCCUCUGAAGUUUGGGGUACCCCAAGGUUCCCUUUUGGGGCCCAAGCCCUUCUUAUGCUUCCUCUGGGGCCCAUCUAUAGAAAACACAAUCUGUCAUUUCACUGUCAGGUUCUGCUGCUUCCUGUUUCGUUGGGUUUUAAUUCUUUUAUUUCACUGCUUUUGCCUGUUCUUGUGUAACAGGGCUAUAAAAUAAAGAUUGAUUGAACGUAGAAGUGCACUGUGUCUAAAGUUUGGUGGAGGGAUGAUCAUGCAGUGGGGCUGAUUUUCAGGAGCUGGGCUUGGGAUCUUCAUCAUCUUCAUCAGUGAAUCUUCUGCUCUGCUAAUGAAUCAGAAACACACUGAGCUGUAAAAUCUCUGAUUUCAUCAUGAAUAUUUCUCCUCCGCCUGGCUCCCCCUGUCAGUCAGAAGAGGAACUGCAGUGGAGCUGAUGGUGAAAACAAAAUGGAUGAGCUCUCUCCACCGGAAGCGACGCGGAAGUCUGACAUCCUUUCUCCCAGGAAGCUGGAAAGAUCAGAGACGCCGGAGUUUACCGACCAGCCGGAAACAGCCGAAACGGAGAGGAGCCGAGCGGAACAACCUGGCUGCCAUCAUCAAGCAGCUGAGAGGACUCAGCCGCCAUGCAGAGGACAUCUUUGGGGAACUCUUCCUGGAGGCCAGCAGCUUCUACCUGAGGAUGAGCAGGCUGCAGGAGAGGGUGGAGACGCUGGGGUUAAAGGUUACGCAGCUGGACUCCACCGUGGAGGAAGGUGGGAAGUCCGGGGAACGGCUGGGGGACCUGAACACAUCAUCACCUCUGUCAUCAGUGUCCAGUGUCCCUGAAGGACAUCAACCUGACGAAAGCUUUCAGGAGCAGUACCAGCCAAGACCAGCAGGUGGUGUCGCGCUGCUCCAUCCUCACACCGCUGCUGGAGACCUACCAUCGCUGACCCUAAAGAGGGCGACACCGCCUCGCUGAUCCGGGACGGUGAGAAGAAGAAAGCAGCAGGACUACUUGGGACUACUUGGAUCGAUUCUGAAGGAGGCUCGGCAUCGGUUUGCGGUGCUUUGCGCAUGCGCUUGGACUUAUCACGAGGUUUCCUGCAGGCUGACGGUCAGGUGAGGACUUCCGGUCGGGUUCGAAACCAUCAGCAUGACGGUCCAGCUGUGGUGCCUGUCGUUCCGGCAGCCGUAUGCCGGUCUGGUUCUGGACGGGGUGAAGACCGUGGAGAGCCG
This is a messenger RNA of Xiphophorus maculatus (southern platyfish), 3903 nucleotides long. RefSeq names its product opsin-5-like (gene opn6a). Gene Ontology annotation, molecular function: G protein-coupled receptor activity. Gene Ontology annotation, cellular component: membrane. Lineage: Eukaryota; Metazoa; Chordata; Actinopteri; Cyprinodontiformes; Poeciliidae. The coding region runs from base 653 to 1915 and encodes 420 amino acids. Gene Ontology annotation, biological process: G protein-coupled receptor signaling pathway. The record is from RefSeq and is a predicted model, not a curated record. The transcript is spliced from 10 exons.